ACCAUCUGUUAAUCAGAAGUUCUUAUGAGGCUGAUCCAUAAUAGACACUGGGAGCCAAAGUAAAAACUCCUUAUGGACAAAAUGAUUUGGUUACUGAUUAUAACACAGUAUAUAUUUCAGGCAUCUGUUGGUCUAGAGUGUGGUGAAACUGAAAAGCCUGCUAGAGGAAUUUUUUUGGAGUGGCCAAAGUUUCCAGAAGGAGAAGACCCAGAGUUCUAUAUUGUAAGAUAUCAAGUGUCAAUUGACUUUAUCCAAAAAGUUGAAGGACAUCUGUUGUGGACAGAUGAAUCUCCAUAUCUUGGAAAGUCAGGCCUCUCUUCUUUGCCAAUAAUACCAGAAAAUGAAACGGAUUGUUUUGCUUUCCAGCGGAAUCCAGAUGGUCCAAAUUAUUCCUUUUUAGGAUUUUUCUGCUUUAUUCCAUUGCCAUAUAUGUGUGAAUAUGAGUUACCUUCUGUUCCUGAAAACUUCACAUUUAAGGUGCAUGAGAUCAGUACAACUAAUGCAGAGCUUUUUUGGAGCAGUUUGGAUGGAUGGUUUAAUUCAGGCUUUGUGCUCACAAUUAAAUAUUAUUUUGACUAUUCAGAACAACAUGUCAAAACCUUUUCUGUGAAUUCAACUCAUGCAAACAUUUUGCAGUUGUGUCCUGGUCAUUUCUAUAGAUUUUCAUUGUCAGCAAGGAGCCCUGAGGGGGCAGAAGUUAGUUUACAUCCAGUUGUGAUGGUGGAGACAAGACCAUUACAUUUAUGCAAUGUAAAAGCAGUACGUAUGACAUCAUCAGAAAUAGUUUUGCAGUGGGAUUCUCCAGUGAGUUCAUGCAUUCCAUCUUUUCAUCAUUACCUAGUUCAUAUUAUGGAUAGCAAAACAACAAAUUGGGAAAGUUUUCCAGUUGAAAAAUUUAAUACUGCUGCGGUAAUUGAAAAUGUGAAACCAUACCAUCAGUAUCAGAUAUAUCUUCAGAGUGUUGCUGAAAAGGGUACCCUAAGCUGCUACGAGGAUCCUAUGCUAGUAAUAACAGCUGUCAGCCCCCCUACUGUUUUAUUAAUCUAUCCAGAAGACAUAGGAGAAGAUUAUGUUACUAUCUACUGGAAACUGCCACAAGGGGGCCAGGAAUCCUACAUCCAGGCAACACCAUUCACAGUAAUGGAUAAAACCAUAAUACUUUUAGUAAACAACACACAGAGAUUUAAGAUUGAACAUCUGAUUCCUGGAAUGACUUAUGAAAUAGGUGUGGCCACGGUGACAAAUGGAAACAGGAGUGAUCUGAAGACCAUUCAGUGCACUCUUAAACCCAAACCAGUACUUAUUGCCAUCCCUUAUGAAGUUCAUAGUAAUUCUGUGGUUUUAUUUGUUCAAAUGCCUGCUGUUGGAGUGUUUGAUGGCUUAUAUAUAAGGAAUACAAGAGGUCCUAAUGCAACAUUGGCUUUAAUGAUGGAUGGAAAAGUAACAAUUAAAAAUUUGAUCCCUGGCACAGAAUAUGAUUUCUUUGUUUCUACAACUAGUGGAAAUAUGUUAAGUUCUGCAUAUCAUGUACCAGCUGUAAGAACAUGUCUUGAAGUUCCACUAAAUGUACGUGAAGGGAGAGUUACAGAUACUUCAAUUGGGAUUACUUGGGAUCAGGCAGAUGGAAACUUUCAGCACUAUGAAGUGUCAUGUACCAACUGUACAGGUAGUUCAAUGGUACAAGAAGUCUCAAAAGAAAUGGCAGAAUUUUCUAAUUUAAUUCCUGGCAUGUUAUAUAGCUGUACAGUUAAAACUGAAAAAGAAGGCUACAAAGACAGUCUUCCUAUAAGGAUCCAAAUAGAGACUGUGCCAAGCUCAGUUAAAUAUAUGAAUUUCAGUAAAGACUUCGAGUCAAUAACUAUCACCUGGCCACCAGCAUUAGGUAUAUUUGAUGGGUACAUUAUUUCACUGGUUAGCAAAAACUUCAACAAAUAUGAAAGAUUAUCUUCAGAUAUAAGAACAUUCAAAUUUGAUGGUCUUUCAUCUGGAACAGACUACUUUAUUCAAAUUGUUACUAGCAAUAGAUUAAAAAGAAGCCACCCUAUUUCCCUGAGAAUAAACACUUACCAGAAAAAACCAAGCGGCAAGACUAUCGGAGGCACUGUUGAAAUCGGCUCUCGCACCGCAGAUGUCGACAUCAGCAUCAACCAGCACUUCGAUGGCCACUCCGGCAUCAGUUCCAGUCUUGCUGUUGAGCCAACCGACUCAGCCACUCCAGGGAGCCGACCGCCCCCCACAAGCCCUUCUGCUGUAGCUGAGAUGGCUGACGGACGGGGACAGACUAGUGAGACAAAUUCAACCAGUGAUUUCUCCAUCCCAAAGUACUCAGGAUCCGCUUCCGAGAAAGAUCAAGAGGAUUCUGAACUGGAUUUAACUGGAGAGGAUGCCAAGCUUAACUUACUCACUUGGUUAAAAAGAGAAUUGAGCAAGGAGUUUGCCCCUGCCCGAGGCUCUACUGUGCCUUCUCACCUCCAGAAAAGGAAGAGACAAGCAGUUCUAGAUAUUGCCACAGCUCCUACAGACCCAAAGAAAGCAAAAUUGGGUAUGAGCUUGGACUCUCCCUGUGAUAGUUCUCAGGAGGAAGAGGAGCCUGACUCUUCAGUAGACUCCUCUGCAAAAGAGGAAGGGGAACUCUCUGAGGAGGAGGAUGCUACUCCUUCAGUGCAAUCUAGGAUUCUUAUUAAGGCGAAGUGGGAACACCCGGCUAAGCCAAAAUCUAACCCACAUCUGUUUUCCAAACUGUAUGGGUUGAGUCCAGAGGCUACUAAACGGCUGAAAUUGCCCGUAGUGGACGAUCCUGUGAAUAGUUUAUUAUCCACAUCUGUGCUUCCCAUGGAUGCGGAUGGGCUACCCAAGGAUGCCUGUGAUAGACGUCUUCAGCGGGGUCGCUGUUUGCACGCGCACAGCCUGGAGGACACCAAUCGGACUAUUCAAAUACUGCAGGACCAUGGUUUCAUGGUCAACAGGACAAAGAGCAACCUUACUCCAACGCAAGAGAUAGUGCAUCUGGGUGUCCUGAUCAAUACUCAGAGGCACAAAGUGUUUUUGUUGGAAUUACGACAGGUGAACCUCAGAUCCUUGUUGGAGGAGCAUGUGAUAGCUCGCAAGCUACACAAGCUAGUGUUUCUUCCACCGGAGCUGCGGACGCAACUUCAGUGGUGGCUGGAACUGUCCCGUUUUCAGCAAGGAAUGUCAAUGAAGGAGCCACAGAAGAUAGUGACGACGCUGCAGGGGAGUCACGUGUUAGUGAAGACAGACAACGUGGCAGCCAAAGCUUAUGUCAACUGGCAAGGCGGGACCAGAAUCAGGAAACUGUGCAGCAAGGCCAACAGCUUCCUGGAUUGGGCAGAGAAGUAUCUGUUAUCCAUAAAGGCGAUUCAUGUAGCCGGGAAGGACAAUGGGCUGGCAGAUUGGCUCAGCAGACAGAGGCUGGAUCAGACAGAAUGGUCGCUGGACAAGGCGGUGUUCCAGUCUCUUCAGUGCAGAUAUGGCAUAGUGACUGUGGAUUUGUUUGCAGCCGCGGACAAUUGUCAAGUGCGACGGUUUUCUGCCAAACAGAAGGACGAUCAGGCAGAGGGCAUAGACGCUCUCAACUGCGACUGGCUGGAUGGUCUUCUGUAUGCCUUCCCACCACUGCAGCUGAUUUCCCGGUUGGUUCACAAGAUUCUUCAGCAAACAGCGGAGCUAGUCCUGGUUGCUCCCUUCUGGCUGAGACGGGGGUGGUUUCAAGACCUCAUGCGGCUGUCAACAGAGAAGCCUUGGCGUCUCCAGCAUCUGAGACAUUGCUGA
Messenger RNA from Heteronotia binoei (common prickly gecko), 3789 nucleotides. RefSeq lists its product as uncharacterized. Gene Ontology annotation, molecular function: integrin binding; proteoglycan binding. The record is from RefSeq and is a predicted model, not a curated record. The transcript has 17 exons. Bases 73 to 3789 code for a protein of 1238 amino acids. Lineage: Eukaryota; Metazoa; Chordata; Lepidosauria; Squamata; Gekkonidae. Gene Ontology annotation, biological process: nervous system development; cell-substrate junction assembly; heart development.